AUGGAGGCAGACUCGCCGGCGAGCCCCGGCGCCCCAGAGCCCCUCGCGGAGGGAGCAGGGGGAGAGUUCUACAGCCUGCUGCGCAGGAUAAAAGGCAAACUCUUCACCUGGAAUAUUUUGAAAACAAUUGCUCUGGGUCAGAUGUUGUCCUUGUGUAUAUGUGGGACAGCCAUCACCAGCCAGUAUUUGGCAGAAAGAUACAAAGUGAACACCCCCAUGCUUCAGAGCUUUAUCAAUUACUGCUUGCUGUUCCUAAUUUAUACAGUGAUGCUGGCAUUUCGAUCAGGCAGUGAUAACCUUCUAGUAAUCUUGAAAAGAAAAUGGUGGAAGUACAUCCUGCUGGGACUAGCAGAUGUGGAAGCUAAUUAUAUGAUUGUCAGAGCCUACCAGUACACAACUCUAACCAGUGUCCAGCUUUUGGAUUGCUUUGGGAUUCCUGUGUUGAUGGCUCUGUCGUGGUUUAUUCUUUAUGCAAGAUACAGAGUGAUCCACUUCGUUGCUGUGGCUGUCUGUCUGUUGGGUGUAGGAACCAUGGUUGGUGCAGACAUACUAGCAGGGAGGGAAGACAAUUCAGGGAGUGAUGUAUUGAUUGGCGACAUCUUGGUCCUUCUUGGGGCUUCCCUCUAUGCCAUUUCGAAUGUUUGUGAGGAAUACAUCGUGAAGAAGCUGAGCAGACAGGAAUUUUUAGGAAUGGUGGGCCUGUUUGGAACAAUUAUCAGUGGUAUACAGCUAUUGAUUGUGGAAUAUAAGGAUAUCGCCAGCAUUCACUGGGACUGGAAAAUUGCCCUGCUGUUUGUGGCAUUUGCCCUGUGUAUGUUUUGCCUUUAUAGCUUCAUGCCAUUGGUGAUUAAAGUCACUAGUGCCACUUCCGUCAACCUAGGCAUCCUGACAGCGGACCUCUACAGUCUUUUCGUUGGACUCUUUCUGUUUGGCUAUAAGUUUUCAGGACUCUACAUCCUGUCCUUCACCGUCAUCAUGGUGGGGUUUAUCCUGUACUGCUCCACCCCGACUCGCACGGCUGAGCCGGCUGAAAGCAGCGUGCCUCCGGUCACCAGCAUUGGGAUUGACAACCUGGGGAUGAAGCUGGAGGAGAACCUCCAGGAGACCCACUCUGCUGUCUUGUAGCUGGAGAAGACGGCGCACCCAUCCCCCACCAGGAUAAAGCAGAGCCUGCUGCUUGCUGAAGGGACACUUGGGGAAAAAUAGCAGACUCAGAGUGGCCACUCUACAACCCUGGGUUGGAUCCAGUGGUUAGGUUUUAGAAAGGAACACCAAACAAAGUUCAAAAGUAGAAAUACCAAACUAGAGCAGACACCAAGCUAAGAGUGUGUUUCUGUGUUUGAGGACCAAUACCUGUUCGUGUCAGGGAGAUGAGGUGCGGACCCCACACCGGGGUCUUAGAGGCACCAGUGGGAAAGCAGGACUGGGGAGAGAUCCAGGAGUGAGCCAGCCUCAAGCCAGGGCGGGAAAGCAGGCUGUCCAGGCUGGGCUUGGUGGUCAGGAACAGGGGCAGCUCACGGUGGCUCUGGAGUAGGUUUCCUCUGUCAGAGGCUUCAAGGUUUUGUUUUUUGUUUUUGUGUUUUUUUUUUUUUUUUUAGCUGGGGCAGUUAUUGUCCACAGGCCUUUGGGUACAGAUGAGGCCUUGGGGCUGACUGCAUGUGGCAGAAAAUGGGUGGGUCAGCCCUUGAAAACUCCUGAGCUAUAAGUGUGAGUACUGUACGAGCAUUAA
Messenger RNA from Chlorocebus sabaeus (green monkey), 1729 nucleotides. It is a transcript of the gene SLC35F2, whose product is annotated as solute carrier family 35 member F2. The record is from RefSeq and is a predicted model, not a curated record. Gene Ontology annotation, biological process: transmembrane transport. Lineage: Eukaryota; Metazoa; Chordata; Mammalia; Primates; Cercopithecidae. Gene Ontology annotation, cellular component: membrane. Gene Ontology annotation, molecular function: transmembrane transporter activity.